Messenger RNA from Aaosphaeria arxii CBS 175.79, 378 nucleotides. RefSeq lists its product as uncharacterized. Bases 1 to 378 code for a protein of 125 amino acids. The record is from RefSeq and is a predicted model, not a curated record. Lineage: Eukaryota; Fungi; Ascomycota; Dothideomycetes; Pleosporales. The transcript has a single exon.
AUGCAGUUCACUCUCCUCGCCAUCUUCGCGGCCACCACUCUCGCAUCCCCCAUGAUGCCCUCCAAGCCUGGAUCCGCCGCCCCCAGACGACCCGUAGUCUUCGAAGACGUCUCCGAGUACGCUGCCAAGGGGCCCUCGCAUGAACUGAAGUGUCAUGUCAACAACGGCAUUGUCACCUUGGGAUCCAACACGGAGUUCGACUGCAAGACGAGGUUGUUCUGUAAUGGCGGUGCGCUUUCGUGGAAGCUGCCGGAGGGGGACGUGGUGGAUAGACAGGGGGAGAUGGCGAAGUUCAUGCCGUGUGCUGGUGUCUGCAAGUGCCUCCCCGCGGAAGAAAAGACUAUGAAGGCGAUGAAGGAGAAGAAGGUGGCAGCAUGA